GCCGACUCAACCCGGUCAGACUGUCCGCGCCCCUUGGCCUCGAGCGAGUCCGCCAAAGCGAUUGCCGCCAGCCUGGCCUCGGCUACAAGCGUCGCCCAACUGACAACAGCUGGCUCUGUGGCUGCAAUGAACAUGACACUGGUCUCCUCAACCAACACAACCACACCUCUUGGCCUGCUGGCACACGGACAAAGUCUGGUGGCUGAAUAUCCUCUCGGUGAGAUCUAG
Protopolystoma xenopodis is the source of this 228-nucleotide messenger RNA. NCBI's taxonomy places the organism in Eukaryota, Metazoa, Platyhelminthes, Monogenea, Polystomatidea, Polystomatidae. The record is from the annotation of a GenBank genome assembly.